UAGAAGUACCAGCACAAACAUAGACAUGCACACUCAGACACCUUGCCAUCUGUUGACACACUGCUGUUCAAAAAUAGCCCUCUACCAGAAGCCUCUCUGAGUGGCCGACAGAUAGGCACAGACGGCUCUUGUCAUGACUCCGCAAGUUGUUUUGACUCUACAAUGACCACGUGUUGGUCAGAAACCACCGCAGGAACGUUGGUUUAGACAACUUUUCGGGACUGUUUGAGUUGGUGGAAACUAAUCUAAAAAUGGAGCCGUUUCCCGACCAGUUCAUGGAAUUCCAUCCCAUCCACGGUACCAACGUCAGACUGGACCAGUCGGAAACACAGGCCACCCGGGUGGAGAGCUUUGCCAACGGGGUGUGUUUCAGCAAAAACCCUCUGAAGCCCGGUGAGAUUUUCCUGAUAGAGAUUGAGGACAAGGAGCUCGGCUGGUGCGGCCACCUCCGGGUCGGCCUGACCGCCAGGGAUCCCAUGAGCUUCGAGGCGGUACCUGAAUACUCCAUCCCAGACCUGACAGACCUGGGAGACAGCUGGGUCUUUGCCAUCACUCGCAACCACAACAAGAUCAUAGAGGAUCCUGGGGUCCAAGAGGCGGAUGAGGGAGGACUGGCCGGGGGUCAGAGGCUAGGGCGGGGAGGGGCUGAGGUUGGUGCAGGAGCGCAAGAAAAUGCAGGCAGAGGAGGCAACAGUAUGAAUCCAAAGACUUUCUUCACUGACUCUCACUUGUGCAUUGAAAAUGUUCACAUCCCCAGAGACAAGCUGGUCGGUAGAAGCCGCCCCGGACGCUUCAGCCACAUUUUGGAUGACUUGUACAAGACCAACGCACUCCCUCCCACAGCCAGACGUAGCAGAAUAGGAGUACUGUAUGUGCCUAAAGGAGGGGACCUGGCCGACAUGCAUAUCAUCAUCAACGGUGAGGACAUGGGAGCUUCUGCGAAGGGGAUCCCCACCAUCCAGCCUCUCUUCGCGGUGGUGGACGUCUUUGCUGCAACUAAGUGUGUCCAAAUUGUGCAGGUGGAGUACGGAUUCUCGUCCUUGCAGACGUUGUGUAGGAAAGCCAUCCAGAAGCACAUCGUGCACAGGAUGGCCCUCGACUGGCUUGAGCUGCCGGAGGCACUAAAGCACUACUGCAAGUAUGAAUGAAGGAUGAAGACCUGGAAUGGACAGAAGUAUCGCUUCUGAACUACCUCCCGGUUCCUACCAAGACAAGGCCAUUUAUUUGCAACAUGAAACUGUGUUUCAUUCAAGAAAUAAACCUGAAAGUUUUCUGAUGUU
Molecule: messenger RNA, 1280 nt
Organism: Scophthalmus maximus (turbot)
Lineage: Eukaryota; Metazoa; Chordata; Actinopteri; Pleuronectiformes; Scophthalmidae
Gene: neurl2
Product: neuralized E3 ubiquitin protein ligase 2
Exons: 3
Coding region: 252-1148 (298 amino acids)
Biological process (GO): intracellular signal transduction
Molecular function (GO): ubiquitin protein ligase activity
Source: RefSeq, a predicted model, not a curated record